AUGUGGAACUAUAACCCAAAUGUUCAACAAGCUCUCCCAACGAACCUGGAUUGUCAACUUCAACAGUUACUUCAAGCUAUGGUAAAUACAUUAGCACAAUCAAAAGAUCCUCUAGAAGUACUUGGUGAAAUAGGUCUUGUAGAAAUUCCAACAUUUAAUGGAGGGAAUCAAGACUCUGUGGAAUGGUUAGAAUCAAUUACACAAGCCUUUGAAGCAAACAAUAUUCAAGGAAUAAGACGGCUUGUAGUUACCGUAAUGAACACUGUAACUCCUGUACAAAUGCCCUGGAUAACUUAUCCUGUACCUUCUGCAACAAGGGACCCAAUGGAGCAGAUAGCUACAUUAUUACAAGAAAUCAUGUCAAUGGUCGAAUGCUCACCUGACGUAUUAUUCGAAAUUGAUGAAAUUGCCCAAGAAACAAGCCAUAAUAGAUAUACUCAAAUUAAUAUAAGUGGACCUAAGGAUCAAAAGGAUAAUAUGACAUCGCGUAAUGUGUCAAAACAGUGUGCAAAAGUUAAUCAGAAAUGUGAUUUGAGCGAUAACGAUCUUCAGAAAAGGUGUAGUACCUGGAUGGAUAAAGCUGCAUGCGUUGUGAGUCCACUAGGUUUGCAGAAACAUACCAAUAAGCAAGUCAGUAAUACAAAAACAGUAGAAUGUAAAGAUAUUGGUAAUAGCCUACCUUUCAGGAAUAAGAGCCCCGUAGAUAUUAA
Racocetra fulgida is the source of this 710-nucleotide messenger RNA. NCBI's taxonomy places the organism in Eukaryota, Fungi, Glomeromycota, Glomeromycetes, Diversisporales, Gigasporaceae. The record is from the annotation of a GenBank genome assembly.